ACUAACAGAUGUUUUAGCUAUCGAUUAACUAGUAAUUAUAGGAAACUAAUUGAAUUUUCAAGCCAAUUACAUGUCAUUAAUGUAAAAAUAAAUUUGUUUGUCCAACUCUAAUGGCUCAUAACAACAGACAUUGCGCGAUGGAGAACCAAACAUUGAUAACAAACGCUUCGUCGUUUUUUAGUGCAUUUCUAUGUUUUAAAAAGUAAAAAAAAAAAAAAACAACAUAUGUUCAAAUUCAUCAACAAUCGUGCGAACAAGUUGUCUGCAGGCGGACGUAGUGCGCAUUUUAUUUAUUCCGCCUAGAUCCAGUCGCAGGAACUUCACAUUCCGUUGAAACGUUAUACUCUCUUUCGUUCGCCGCCUUUCGCCGGUAACAACAACAACAACAACACCUACAACAACUAGAGCAGCAAAAAUCUGCCCGCCAAUAGCUAAAAUUAACGCAAAUCCGCUGAAAAGUACAACCAGUUGGACGCACUCCUCCGUUUCUUAGCCAUUCAGACAUGGACCACGCUCACCACAAUACCGGCGGUGUUGAUCACUCGAUGAUGCACCACGAUCAUCCUGGGAUGCACCACGACCACAUGAGUGCCGCAGUUGCCACAGCAACCACAGAGGAUCCAGCUGCGAUAUUGGCGCCGCUCUUCACCGGCACCUCGGAUGUCCUCCAGGCGGCGGCAGAUGUCCAUGCUGGCCACCAUGCCGGACACCAUGGCGGCUCCGGCACCGGCAUGGAACACAUGAUGCCCAUGGCGUUCCACUUUGGUUAUAAUGAGACGAUCUUGUUCUCCUGGUGGCACAUUGAAACGGUGGCCGGUCUGGUGGGCUCCAUGAUUGCCAUCUUUGUGCUGGCACUGCUCUACGAGGGCCUCAAAUACUACCGGGAGUACCUGUUCUGGAAGACGUACAACCUGCUGGAGUAUCGACCGGUGACGGGGCCGCAACGGAAUCCGGAGGCGCCACGACUUCCCUCGCCAGCAGCCGCCGCACCCUCGCCCGUGCAAUACGUGGGCGAAGUUGUGCACAAGCAACCACCAUCGAUGUUGUCGUUCAACCACCUGCUGCAAACCCUCCUGCAUGUCCUGCAGGUGACGCUCUCCUUCCUCCUGAUGCUGAUCUUCAUGACCUACAACGUGUGGCUCUGCCUGAUGGUCGUCCUGGGCGCCGGCGUCGGUUACUUUCUGUUCUGCUGGAAGAAGUCGGUGAUUGUCGAUGUGACGGAGCACUGUCACUAGCAGAGGACCACAACCAGAACCAGAACCAGAACCAGAACCAGGGACCCAGGACCCGAUGAAGCAGGCUCAAGUAGCGGUAGCAGGAACCUGAACCUCAGCCGGCGAUGUCUGACCUCGGAGGAGGAGGAGGAGCACGAGGUGACGGCUGCUAUCUAGACGGCGGCAGUGUUGGGAUUCCCCCGGAACUUCUCCACCCACAAAAUCAUCCCUACCCCCCCUCCCAUUUUUUUUCUCUGCUACUCCAUAGACAUCUCUAGAAAUUAGAAAAGGAAUCCGGAUAUGACUAAUUUUUAGGCCGAAAGUGUUGUAGAAGCUUUUAGGGAAUUAUUUGUAACGAAAGGAAUGCAAUAUUUGAUCCUUCAGGAAGACAACAAAAAUACAAUGCAAGGAUAUAUUAUUAUUUUUUUUUGGUUCAACUCGCAGGACUCCACGACUCUACACUCCCAAAAGCAAAUACCUGUUUUUUUAAAUCACAAUUAUAACAUUUUGUAUCCUUAUUAUAUAUAUAUGAUUAUGAUGAUUAUUAUUAUUAUUACUAUUAUUAUUUUUUGGUAAUAAAAUCCAAUUUUUUUUUA
Molecule: messenger RNA, 1810 nt
Organism: Drosophila ananassae
Lineage: Eukaryota; Metazoa; Arthropoda; Insecta; Diptera; Drosophilidae
Gene: Ctr1A
Product: high affinity copper uptake protein 1
Exons: 7
Coding region: 504-1235 (243 amino acids)
Biological process (GO): copper ion transmembrane transport
Cellular component (GO): membrane
Molecular function (GO): copper ion transmembrane transporter activity
Source: RefSeq, a predicted model, not a curated record